AUGCAGCUGAACUUCAGUGGCCUGCGCGUCCUGGUAACAGGGGCAGGAAAAGGGGUCGGGAGGGACACUGCAAAGGCCCUACAUGCCUCCAGAGCCAGAGUCGUGGCUGUGAGCUGCACCCAUGCCGACCUGGUCAGCCUCUCCAAGGAGUGCCCCGGAGUAGAGCCCAUGUGCGUGGACCUGGGUGACUGGGAGGCCACGGAGCAGGCGUUAGGCAAUGUUGGCCCUGUGGACCUGCUGGUGAACAACGCUGCUGUGGUGCUGGUGCGGCCCUUCCUGGAGAUCACCAAGGAGGCCUUCGACAGGUCCUUCAAUGUGAAUCUGCGUUCUGUGAUACAGUGGUCAGCUGCUCCUCACUAUGGCUUCCAGAUCGUAGUCCGGGGCAUGAUCGACCGUGGAGUGCCCGGUUCCAUUGUCAACGUCUCCAGCAUAGCGGCCCAUGUCACCUUUCCCAACCUGGUCACCUACAUCUCCACCAAGAGUGCAAUGACCAUGCUGACCAAAGCCAUGGCCAUGGAGCUGGGGCCACACAAGAUCCGGGUGAACUCCGUGAUCCCCUCAAUGGUGCAGACGGCCAUGACCCGCAAAAUCUUCUCCGACCCCGAGUUAUACCGGAAGCUGAAGGAGCGCCACUCGCUGAGGAAGCUCGCAGAGGUGAAGGACGUGGUCAACAGCAUCCUCUUCCUGCUCAGCGACCGUAGCGCCUCCACCAGCGGCUCGGGCAUCUUCGUGGACGCCGGAUACCUGGCCUCCUAG
Cynocephalus volans (Philippine flying lemur) is the source of this 756-nucleotide messenger RNA. Its product is annotated as carbonyl reductase [NADPH] 2-like. Bases 1 to 756 code for a protein of 251 amino acids. Gene Ontology annotation, biological process: glucose metabolic process; xylulose metabolic process. Gene Ontology annotation, molecular function: carbonyl reductase (NADPH) activity; L-xylulose reductase (NADPH) activity. The transcript has 8 exons. Lineage: Eukaryota; Metazoa; Chordata; Mammalia; Dermoptera; Cynocephalidae. The record is from RefSeq and is a predicted model, not a curated record.